AUGAUAUCUUUUUGUACUGACAGCUUUAAGACAGUGGCAGGAACAAAAAAUUAUGAUAAUGUAUAUGGGGCAAGUGCUAUAAUAAAUGUUUAUGAGCCAAAGGUGAAGAAAGAUAGUAAGCAUCUCAGUGCAACGGGUAUUCAAAUUGAUAAUGGGCCAAAUGGACUUGAAGGUAUAAUUGUUGGUUAUUCGGUGGCUCCAAACUUGGUUGGUGAUAGCUUCGCGAGGUUUCACAUUGCUUGGGAUGCAGGCGCAUCGAACAAGUCCUGCUAUGAUCACACAUGUCCUGGUUUCGUGCAAGUUAACUGCAACUUUGGUCUUGGUGGAAGAUUGCAACAUGUUUCAGUCUAUAAUGGGAAACAAUAUGUAAUUAAGAUCCUUAUUUUCAAGGACACGAAGACAAAGAAUUGGUGGGUAGCAUAUGGUGAAGCGAAUAUACCCAUCGGAGAUUGGCCAAGUUCAUUAUUCACUUACCUUAGGGAUAAAGGUAAUUACACAUUAUGGGGUGGGCAUGUUUCGGGCCCGACGGCUUCAUCUGAUUCUCCACAAAUGGGUAGUGGGCAUUUUGCCUCCGAAGGACAUGGCAAAUCAGCUUUCAUAAAGAGCAUCCAAAUAAUUGAUGAGAAUAACAAGCUUAUUACUCCAAAUGAGAACAGAGUCGUCACUGGAACUAGUGAUAUAACAAAAUAUACUGUUGAUGGUUAUGGCAUUGAUAAGGAGGGUAUGCAUAUAUACUAUGGUGGACCGGGUAAUUUCGUCUAAGUGUGUAAUCAAACUGCAAUAAAGUUGUUACUAUACCGUCGAGUUAGACAUAUAUAACUAGAAAGACCUCGCGCAUGCGGUGGCACACUAUGGAUGUACUCCCUCUGUUCCCAAAUAUUUG
Molecule: messenger RNA, 883 nt
Organism: Triticum dicoccoides
Lineage: Eukaryota; Viridiplantae; Streptophyta; Magnoliopsida; Poales; Poaceae
Exons: 4
Coding region: 1-762 (253 amino acids)
Source: RefSeq, a predicted model, not a curated record